Molecule: messenger RNA, 2946 nt
Organism: Pelobates fuscus (common spadefoot toad)
Lineage: Eukaryota; Metazoa; Chordata; Amphibia; Anura; Pelobatidae
Gene: C9H6orf47
Product: chromosome 9 C6orf47 homolog
Exons: 2
Coding region: 763-1470 (235 amino acids)
Source: RefSeq, a predicted model, not a curated record
GCCCCUCCCUCAGAACUGGAAUAUCUAGGAAGGGUCAGGGGAGGGAGGAACAGAAAGCUAUUGUCUUCAGGUUGUCCCACUGUGCUCUCCGUAGCAGCUGCACCCUUUUGGAAUUCCGGGUAUGAGGUAGAGAGGACCCAGGAAGAGGGGAGGAGAGCAGGCCACACCUAAUGUGGCUUCAAAGUGCCUUCUAGACCACUUCAUGUGCCAGAGAAGUUCCCUGGGAAAUGGUGAGAAAAGUCUCAGUACUGAGGAAAUGCAACAAGUAGAGUAUCCUGGGAAAAGUGAAACUAAAGAGUUAAAGUAGAAGUGGACGGGUAAAAAAAGAACAAAAAAAAAUCACAGAGGAAAAAAGAAGUGGUCUUGAGAGCUUGCACUCUAAAUCUACUCAGUUCCUUGAAAGUAUCUCCGUUGUGUUCCUACGGCUAAAGAGGAAUGCCAUAUUCCAGACUCAGUGAGAUGAGGCGAGACUGGCACAGGAAUGUUUUAUGAAUGAAACAUUUGGAAUAAGAAGUUAUACAUUGUAUCUCAAGCAUGCUUUGAAAGAGUGAGUGGCACAGAGGAAGAGGAGGAGAGUGCCGGAGGAAGAUUUACUGAUCCCACUCCCCUUAGAAGAGUAUCGAACAAAGAACAACCACUACAACCACUGCCAAAGAUUGCUGCCCCCCAAAAAAGUCACUUCACACAAGCUCAACGUGACGGGGUGAAGAAAGAGCUGGCAACGCUUACGUACAUCAAGGUUUAGAGCAAGUAAAAAAGAAGAUGUUCCUACAGCGUUCUAUCCAAUGGCCAUCUCCCCCUGCUUUCCUCUCAAAACUUCUGCAGUCUCCAUCUAAACUUCCUCCUAACCCUCACGCCACUCCCCAAAAGUCAAAACGAUGGACUCUGCCAGCAAUACCUCUACCCACUUUGCCCAACCUCCGCUCUCUUCUGCACUACACAAAGAGUAACAACAACACUAAAUCCUCACCACCUUCCAACAUCAAUGCGGAGCAUUUCCAAAUCUGCAUCAACUUGGUCCACCAUAUAUUUGACAUCUGUAUUCUUGGGUAUCUCUCUGUCUUUUCUCCCGUGUUCCGUAUAACUCUGGAUGUUUUUGGCGUGCAAGGAGCUAUAAAACUCUGGAUCCAUGGCCUUGCAGUAUUCUUGACCACCACCUAUGGGAUGUAUCUCCUUUUCUGGUUAGCCCAGGAGUACCUUUUCCAGCUGGCCUCUUUUUUCGCCAUUUUACAGGCACUAGUCUUGAUGGUCAGCUUGAAAGCAGAGCGGGAGGAGAAAAUGGCAAGAGAAGAACCAGUUGGUGAAGAGGAAGUGGAAGAAAGAAGAGAAGUUGAACAAGAAGAAGGAAUGGAUGAAGUUGGUGAAAGAGAGCCAAUGGAAGAAAGAUGGGCAGGGGGCAGCGAAGACGAAAUGGCCGAUUCUGAUGAUAUGUGGGUGAGUGAUGGAGAGGAAGAAGAAGAGAUUGCUUGAGUUGGCAUCUCCAUCAUACAACGGUCUUAAGUGUGGUUCCAUCUAGUUGAUGGUCGAGCUGAGCACUGCACAGCACAUUUUUUAAAAACACUGUGGAACACUGAAGUUAGCCACUAAUGGAUUCUAGUAAGGGAGUGUCCAUAGAAGUGAUAAUUCAGGAUUUUAAAGACAUGUUUUUAUUUCUUAAGAGCUGUGAAUUGAUCUGAAAACAGGAGUUUUCUUCUAAACGGGUGUCCCUAUAAGAAGGUGGUAUGUUGAGUCCGUGUGAUUUUUUUUCUUUUUUUUUCUAAAGAAGGAAUUGCCAUGGGAAAAGAGUGUCUGAGAAGAAAGAUAAUUAUUUAUUUAAGUAUUUUUAUAUUUUUAUGCUUUCAUUUCUUGUUUUCUGUGGACCAUGAUUUAUAAUAUUAGUGCGAAGCACUGCGAAAAUCUGGAAACAGGGAGCAAUAAGUAUAUGUAAUGCAAGUCUAGAACCAAAGAGAACAUCUGUACGAAUUGUUUUGUGAUAUUUUGCAAAUCCAGAUCACCAGCUCAAAACAUUACGACUUGCAGGAUCGAACUAUUCUGCAGAAUUAUAAACCGGGCUGCAAUAAAUAGGAUAAUACACUACUUGGAAACACCUUGCAACUAAAACGCAAGUCUGAUUACAGUCUGAAGCUGCAUUAGCUAAGACACAUUGCUGUAAUUCACAUAAGGGUACCAUUUUACACACUGCAAAUAAAGAUGUAUGUGUAUACUUUGCUGGGGUGGUGGUUUUAUAAUCCAUAGUGAGCUGAGGAUGUUAACUGACUGCAAACGAGGGUUACAGCCAUGUUUGAUUGAAAGAGCGUGGCCAGAGUGUGGGUAUAUCCAGUGUAAAUCGGUUUAAGUGGAAUCUAUGGUGGAAGCAGUUGGACCCCCUCUUCCCCAUCACAGGCAGUUUGGUUUCUCUUGUUUAAUACCUAAUCUAAUGUCAGGCAUCAGGAGAUAUAGAGUCCACUAUUACCUAGAGAAGCCCCAAAACAAUGUGGUUAGUUUACUUACCUGGGAACUGUUGGGAAAUAAUAAGGGGAUUUCACAUUUAAAAACCACUGGGUGGGAGAAUUUUUUCCAUUUCGACUAAUUUGGGCAUUCGUGUCCUUGUAAGUUGUUCGCAUUUCUCAGGAUUGUUAAAAAUGCUUAGAUUGUUAACAUUCGCUAUACAUGCUGGUGUGAAUGUAAGGGUAUAGUGAUCUCCUUGCACUGUAACACAAGGAGCAGGGUCACAACAGGUGCUGGACUGUCAUACUCUCUCUGUACGAUUUGGGGUCUGCUAACAGCUGGGACCACUGCGCUCACUGGGAAUGUGCCCAUCUCCCAUUGGCUGCCUGGUAUGUGAACUUUAAUGUAGAUACAGGUUCUCAGAAUUCUAUAUGUGUGGCAAUCACUGAUACACUUUGAUAUCAAUGAGGAGGCAAGCGUUUCUCUAUAUUUAGGGUGUUAAUGUAAAAGGCCGACCCA